Messenger RNA from Carlito syrichta (Philippine tarsier), 2099 nucleotides. RefSeq names its product ring finger protein 32 (gene RNF32). The record is from RefSeq and is a predicted model, not a curated record. NCBI's taxonomy places the organism in Eukaryota, Metazoa, Chordata, Mammalia, Primates, Tarsiidae. The transcript is spliced from 9 exons. Bases 133 to 1233 code for a protein of 366 amino acids. Gene Ontology annotation, molecular function: protein binding.
CUAAAAGAGCCAAUUUCAAAUUCUUCCACUAGCUUUGAAGGGAACUGAAGCAAGAAUAACUGGAUAGAGGAAUAGAAGGAUGUGAUGUGAUGAUAGGAUUUGUUACAGCCAAACAACUUUUCCUGAUUCAGCAUGUUAAAAAAUAAGGGUCACUCAUCUAAAAAAGAUAACUUAGCAGUCAUUGCAGUUGCUUUACAAGAUCAUAUCUUACAUGAUCUUCAACUUCGAAAUCUUUCAAUAGCAGAUCAUCCUAAGACAAAAGUACAAAAGAAAGAGAACAGAUCCACAUCUUUAAAAAGAGAUACCAGAGCAGUAAUAGAUACUGGACUUAAAAAAUCGUCACAGUAUCGCAAAGUGGAAGAUCCAGAAAAAGAAUAUGUUCUUGAUCCAGAACCACCACAACUAACUUUAGCACAGAAGCUGGGCCUCUUUGGACCUCCCCCAUUGCCACUGUCAUCAGGUGAAUGGGAGAAAGUGAAACAAAGGUCCACCCUGCAAGGGGAUUCUAUGCAGCCAUGCCCAAUAUGUAAAGAAGAAUUUGAACUUCAUCCCCAGGUGCUGCUUUCAUGUUCCCAUGUAUUUCACAAAGCAUGCCUUCAGGCUUUUGAAAAGUUCACAAAUAAAAAAACCUGCCCUCUCUGUAGAAAGAACCAGUAUCAAACCAGAGUGAUCCACGAUGGCGCCCGCCUGUUCAGAAUAAGGUGCGCGACAAGAAUCCAAGCCUACUGGAGAGGAUACAUUGUUAGAAAGUGGUACAGAAACCUGAGGGAAACAAUACCUCCCACAGAUGCAAAAUUAAGGAAGAAAUUCUUUGAAAAAAAGUUUACAGAAAUCAGUCACCGCAUACUAUGCUCAUACAACACCAACAUAGAAGAGCUCUUUUCAGAGAUUGAUCACUGUUUGGCUAUAAACCGAAGCGUUCUAAAGCAGUUCGAGGAAAGGUGUAACCAUGAAAUCACAGAAGAGGACUGGGAAAAAAUCCAAAUACAGGCUCUCCACCGGGACAUCUGCGAGUGCUCCAUCUGCCUUACCCCGCUCUCACUUGACAGCGACUGUCCGCGAGCAUCUGUGGGGCCCGGCCAGCGUCCUCGAGCAACGGUUCUCUUGUCCUGCUCACACUUGUUCCACCACACGUGUCUUCUUGCUUUAGAGAAGUUCUCCUUGGGAGACAGCUCUCUCUUCCAUGCUUGUCCUCUCUGCCGCUCUUGCUACCAGAAGAAAAUCCUUGAGUGAUGAAUUCACAUCAGGAAAAGUUCUGCAGUUCCGAGAAAAAUGUUUGCCGUAGUUUUGGAUGAAAUGCAUGAGUUUUGGGUUAAGUUCUGCGAUGUCAUCUGUUAUCCAGUGAAGUAAAUGCUUGGUCGUUGUAUACAGGAAAUCUAACUAUAUUUUAACAGCUGACAGCCCAUUUAGUUUUAGUCUUCAGUCUAUAGAAAGAAAAUUUCAUGAGUUUAAUCACUUGAAAUAAAUGAGAAAUGGCUUUAAAAAUGCUUACUUAAAUUACUUUUAAAAAUUGAGGUUACUUAAAAUAUAGCUAGUAUCUGAUCAACAAGCUAAUAAACUAAAAAUACUUCCUAAGUAAGUUCCAAAGUUUUCCAUUGAUAUUUUAGGUAUCUUAGUUUUUACCAUUCCUAAUUGUUGUUUGGGAAUAACUGCUGUCUUUUUAUGUAAUAGAUUACUGUUAUAGUUGAGCACUUUGAAUGUGUAAAACCAAAAUAUAAAAAUAAAAUAUUCAGUGGAAGUCAACAUCAGAAAACAUUAAAACAAAAAAAAUUUUUUUGACUUAUUGUAGAGACGAGGUUUCACCAAAUUGCCAGGGCUUGUCUCAAAUUAGUGGGCUCCAUUCGCCUCGGCCCCCCAAAGUGCUGGGAUUACAGGCUGAGCCACCGAGCCUGGCCAAAACAAAGUUUAAUGACUUAGAGCAAUAUAGACUGCUUUAUUUCACACAUAAAGAAAAGCAUGAACAUGUUUUAUAAGAAUUGUUUCUGUCACUGAUGGACUAUUAGUAGGAGCCUGGUUAUUUGCAAUAACCAAUUACAGUUGUAUCAGUUGGGCUACACCUAGCUGCUGUAACCAAUAAAGCCCCAAAUCUCAGUGGCUUA